AUGCCUUCAUCAGAUGAUCAGUCACUAGCAUCGCUGCUUACCGCGGAGCAGCGACGAGAUCUUGCAACCCUGAUUGCAACCACCACAGUUCAGAUGCGCACCAGCAUCACUCGCGGCUUCGAAUCCCAAAAUCUCACUGCUGGACAAAAGACAACGCAAAGCCUAGAAAGUUCAGGUCAAGAUGUUCCAAAGGAACAACCAGCUGUCUCAGAGAAUGCAAGCUCCUCAGACCAUUCCAAUUUAUCAAGUACCGAAUUCUAUAAACUUCAGUCUGCAGCACUGGCCUUCUUCGACACCUGGCGAGACAAAGUAAUCCACCGGGUCAAAGAAGUCCUCGAGUCGGAGUCCCAAUCGUCCAAAUCCAAAGAUCCAGCUCACGCGCAAGAAGUCGCUAAUGCCGCAGCCGAAGAAGGACCACCUUCAAUUCCAUCCGAGAAAGCAGCUACCGAUGCCCUCUUAGCAGUCUACCCGCCAAUCUCGACGCCAUUAUCCCAUCUCAGCUAUGGCGAGCGCCUCACGAUACUCAACGCCAUCCUCCUUCUCCUGCUUAGUCUGGAAUCAUACACAGCUCACUCUCGCACCCUGCUCCUGCGUCUCUCCUCCUCGCUCCACAUUCCCGCUGCUCGCCUCACCCAGAUGGAAAAGGAUAUCGCAGUCGGCCUCCUGACUGCGGCGUCGCAAAUGGAUGCUUCCUCCUCCACAUCCGCAGCUCAACAAGCAAAUGCUACAGCAAGGAAGUGGAAAGUCGGCCUUGCGUCUGUCGCAGGCGCUGCACUCAUCGGCAUCACAGGAGGCUUGGCUGCUCCGCUUGUUGCAGCAGGGGUGGGAGGACUCAUGGGUGGACUGGGAUUGGGUGCGACGGCUGCGGCUGGAUAUCUGGGGGCCUUGGCGGGAUCGGGAGUGCUGGUAGGGAGUUUGUUUGGUGCAUAUGGCGGGCGAAUGACUGGGAAGAUGAUGGAUGAGUAUGCGAGAGAAGUGGAGGAUUUUGCAUUUCUACCAUUGAACGACGAACAGCAUAACCAUGCACAUCUAGUCGAACAAGCCAGGCACAAAUUGGAAGCACUUAACAAGGAAGCGGAAAAGCAGAAAGAAAAGGAGAAGAGAAGACUGAGAGUGACGAUCGGCAUCUCUGGCUGGCUGACAACGAAGUCCGAGGUAUUGACUCCCUGGCACGUUCUGGGCGAUGGAGGCGAACCCUUCGCACUGCGAUGGGAACUCGAGGCCCUCCUCGCCCUUGGCCACGCCAUCCAAGGAGCCGUUGAGAGCUACGCCUGGUCUUAUAUCAAAGUCGAGUUGCUGAAGCGCACCGUGCUAGCCGGUCUCAUGGCAGCAACCUGGCCUCUCCAUUUCCUCAAAUUCAGCAAAGUCCUUGACAACCCCUUCAGCAUUGCAAAAUCUCGCGCGGACAAGGCUGGCGCCAUUCUAGCCGAUGCCUUGAUCCACAAAGCGCAGGGCGAGAGGCCAGUGAGUCUGGUGGGAUACUCGCUUGGGGCACGAGUUAUCUACAGCUGUCUGAAGACUUUGGCGGAGAGAAAGGCAUUCGGAUUGAUCGACUCCGUCGUCGUGAUGGGUGCACCAAUGCCGAGUGAUGUCGGGGACUGGAAGAUGAUCCGAAGUGUCGUUAUGGGCAGGCUAGUGAAUGUCUACUCGGAGAAAGACUAUAUCCUGGGCUUUCUGUACCGGACGAGCAGUAUUCAAUUCGGUGUUGCCGGUUUGCAGGCAGUGGAAGGCGCUCAAGGGGUAGAGAACGUGGAUGUCAGUGAGAGCGUGACAGGCCAUCUCAGGUACCGAUAUAUGGUCGGUCAGCUGCUGAGAGAGGUGGGUUGGGCGGACCUGGAUGAUACUGCGAUUGCGGCGGAGGAGCAUGCGCUGAGGAAGGUGAAAGAAGAGGAGCAGAAGAUUGAAGAUGAAGCGAAGAAGAAGGGAGAAGGGCAGGACGGUGGGAAGAGGGAUGAACAGCAGGCUGAGGAGGAUGUGCAGAGGUUGGAAGAGAGAUUGGCUGCGAAGAUGAAGUUGGGGGACGAGGCUGAGAGUGAUGGAAAAGGUGAGACGGCACAACAAGGACCUGCCUGA
Molecule: messenger RNA, 2073 nt
Organism: Endocarpon pusillum Z07020
Lineage: Eukaryota; Fungi; Ascomycota; Eurotiomycetes; Verrucariales; Verrucariaceae
Exons: 1
Coding region: 1-2073 (690 amino acids)
Source: RefSeq, a predicted model, not a curated record